Carassius carassius (crucian carp) is the source of this 1314-nucleotide messenger RNA. RefSeq lists its product as uncharacterized. Gene Ontology annotation, molecular function: calcium ion binding. Bases 123 to 1073 code for a protein of 316 amino acids. The transcript has 6 exons. The record is from RefSeq and is a predicted model, not a curated record. Lineage: Eukaryota; Metazoa; Chordata; Actinopteri; Cypriniformes; Cyprinidae.
ACUGCACUUCCAAGUACUUGGUCCAAAGAUCCAAAGAACCCCAUAAGAAACUGCUCCUCUUGGAUGAAUACAAACACAUUUUUUAUAAACUGUUUUUGUGUGUGUUACGGAGUAACUGCAAGAUGGUAGCUUCAAAUAGCUGGCUGUUGGGGCUUAUCGUAGCUCUGCUUUCCACUGGAUCGUUCAGGGAUUCUGUGCAGGCUGAAGAAAGACCACAAAGUGAGGAUGCCGAGGUGCUGAGGGGUCUGAACCCUACUGGAGGUGAGAAAGAGGAGGUGGAUGAUGAGGAGGAGGGUGGAAAUAUAUCUGAAGAAGUUGAUGAAGGUGCAGGAAGAGAUGGGGAAACAGAGGAAGUUGAAGAUGAGGAAGAUGGAAUGGAAGCUCCUAAGGAAGAGGUGACACCAGAAGAGGAGAUAACUGAGGAGGAAGAAGCAGCUGAUCCUGAAGUGGAUGAUGCUGAGGAAGACGAGGAGGAGGCAGAAGAAGGAGUGGAUGAAGAGGAAGUAGCAGAGGAAGAUGAUGAGGCAGAAGGAGUAGAAGAUGAAGAGGAAGCAGCAGAGGAAGAGGUAGAAGAAGCAGAAGAGGAGGAUGAGCAGAUGGAGGUAGAUGUAGAAGAAGAAUUAUCAGGAGAAGUGGAAUCAGCACAACAGACAACAGAGGAAGAAGAAACCGCAGCAGAGGAUGAGGGAGCACCAGGUGAGGAAGAGGAAGAGGAAGAGGCAGAUGGGGAAAAGGUAGCUUCUACUGAAGAUAAUGAGGAGGCUGGAGAUGAAGAGACCAUAGUUGAAGAUAAUGUUGAAGAAACUGCCAAGGAAGAAAAUGUAGAUGCAGAGUUGGUCUCCAUACAGUAUAGCUCAGGCUCUUUCUGUGCCCUUUGCUCAGUCUGUGAGCACUGCGGUACCUGUGACAAAUGUCCCUGUGAUGAAGGAGACAUGUCAGCACACUGCAAUCACUGUGAUGAUUGUUCCUACUGUUUCAUUUGUCCUGUGAUCUGUGAAACAGUCUGCCAGCCAGGUGGAAUUCUUGAUGUACUGAGUGGUUCUCUCUACCACACAGUGAGCACGCUGCUCUGAAUACUUUCAGCAUUCUUCACAGCGCCAUCUUUUGGUGAACAGAGGAACUACAGUCUAGCAUGCAGAUCAUUCACUUGUAGGCCUGUCUAUUUGGCUGGCGAGAUCUGGGGAUUUUCACCCUGAGGCCAGGGAUGGGGGCAGAAACCUAUCUUAAAUAUAACUGAGGAACAGUCAGGACCUUCAUGUUUAUUAUUUAAUGACAUUGUAAAGGUGACUUUAAAAGCUGCAAUAAAUGAAUAAC